Messenger RNA from Prosopis cineraria, 1214 nucleotides. Its product is annotated as nitrogen regulatory protein P-II homolog. The coding region runs from base 1 to 1014 and encodes 337 amino acids. The record is from RefSeq and is a predicted model, not a curated record. The transcript has 9 exons. Gene Ontology annotation, molecular function: enzyme regulator activity; ATP binding. Gene Ontology annotation, cellular component: cytosol; chloroplast thylakoid. Lineage: Eukaryota; Viridiplantae; Streptophyta; Magnoliopsida; Fabales; Fabaceae. Gene Ontology annotation, biological process: regulation of nitrogen utilization.
AUGGACGGCAUUGGUGGAGGAGGAAGCUGCAGAAAGAGAAAGAAGUGCGACCACCCGCCGGUCGAGGAAGACGAUGCUGACGAUGAAUCAAAGAUGGACAAGUUCUUUGAUCUGAUCCUCAACCUCGGAGAGAGCCUCAAGCGCCGCGUUGGCGGCUGGCCAUUGCAGAGAACCGCUGGAACAAGAGGAUCAAGAGAGGGUGGGAACCCCCGUUUGAACUCCAAGAUUUCGCCGGCAAUCAUGGCGUUGCCGCAGAUCCUCUUUCACAGCUCUUUGUUAGGAUUUUCUGUUCCCGAUCCACCUCCGCAAAGAUAUCGAAACGAACAAUUUGGCACUGGCCUUCCGUUACGCUUGCGUGAUCAGUUUUUGUCCUUCUUGGUUGAAACACCUGCGAAGCGUUCAGUUCGUGGCUCUGCUUUGGAAAUAAUGACAUCUACGAUGACUAGAUCGCAGCUUCUUAGCCCUCCAAGUUCUCAUCUCAUAAAAUUCGAACUCCCUUUUAAAGAUUACAGAUCGCUUGCCCAGAGCUUUCGUAGUUCUGAAUUUCCUACCCUCGCCCUGAGACACAGACGUAACGCCCCGACCUCAAUUUUCCCCAAAAUCAGAGCUCAGAGUCUUCCCGAUUAUGUACCCGAUUCCGAGUUUUACAAGGUGGAAGCGAUUCUCAGGCCUUGGCGAAUCCCUCAGGUUUCUUCGGCUUUGUUGAAAAUGGGAAUUCGUGGCGUCACAGUAUCUGAUGCCCGGGGCUUUGGAUCUCAGGGUGGUUCACAAGAGAGGCAGGGAGGCUCUGAAUUUUCUGAAGACAAUUUUGUCGCCAAAGUUAAGAUGGAGAUAGUAGUGAGCAGGGGUCAGGUUGAAGCAGUUAUAAACAAGGUUAUCAAGACAUCGAGAACAGGGGAGAUUGGUGAUGGCAAAAUUUUUUUGACACCUGUUGCAGAUGUUAUAAGAGUUCGCACAGGUGAACGUGGGGAAAUUGCGGUGAGGAUGGCUGGCGGGCCAGCUUCUGCUGUAUGAGCGUUUUGAACCAGAAUGAAAUCUAGCUGGCCUCUUGGGGAGCACUUGGCUUUGGCCCUAUGAUCCUUUUCUUCUCAAAUCUUACAUUUCAGAGCUUUUUAAUUGUGUUUGAGGUGAAGGCAAAUUGCGAUGCAAUAAUCAAGUAAUAUAUGCACGGAUAGCCAAUAAUAAGUGGAGAUUUGAAUCGAUUUUUAUUUUUA